Chionomys nivalis (European snow vole) is the source of this 1876-nucleotide messenger RNA. It is a transcript of the gene Smim43, whose product is annotated as small integral membrane protein 43. Lineage: Eukaryota; Metazoa; Chordata; Mammalia; Rodentia; Cricetidae. The transcript is spliced from 3 exons. The coding region runs from base 190 to 381 and encodes 63 amino acids. The record is from RefSeq and is a predicted model, not a curated record.
UGGAGAAGCUAGCUAGCUCCUAUCUCCACGCAGAAGAUCCGCGGCGCUAGUAGAUCUGGUCCAAGGGUCCAGGCGCUCCUGGGGAGCCACGGAGGCCAGGCGAACCGCAGCUGAGCUGGGGACCCGGGGGCGAGCGCUCGGAGCCUUUCCAGGAGAAACGCAGCGCACAGCGCCCGGGCGGUGCCCAGCAUGGAGUGGGAGCUGAAUCUGCUGCUCUACCUGGCGCUCUUCUUCUUCCUGCUCUUCCUCCUGUUCCUCCUGCUCUUCGUGGUCAUCAAGCAGCUGAAGAACUCGGUGGCCAACACAGCCGGGACGCUGCAGCCCGGGCGCCUGUCACUGCACCGGGAACCGUGGGGUUUUAAUAACGAGCAAGCGGUGUGACCCAGCGCUGAGCUGGUCUCAGCUCCGCGGGGAUUCAGAACUACGUCAUCCGGACCCAGGCUGGUACCCUUGACUGGUGGCACAAACUCCGAUCACAGCCCUGCAAAGCUGGACAGUAGCUGGUGGAAAUCUUCUCGAGAAAGGCCAUCCCUUUCAUAUAUGGAGGAAGGCACUCUGUGCUCAGAAAUGCUACCUCUCUUCCCGCAACUCCACUGUCAAUCCAGGAAUAUCCUGGGAGAUCGCCACUGGAGCUGCUUCUACUCACAGCCUACGUACUGGCCAGCAGAGGGAGAAGAAACACUUCCCACACCCGGCGCUGUGCAAAAGAACUCUCUGUGAUGUGGAACUGUUCUAUAUCUGUGGUGCCCAUCGCGGCAACCGCUAGUCACAUGUGUCUAGUACACACUGAAAUAUGGCUAGCGGGGCUUACAUCUUAUUUUGUUUCACCCGAGACAGCCACAUGGAGAUGGUGGCUUUUGUAUGCACUGUUCGUACCAUUCUCUUGUGUGUGCGUUUUAGAGUCAGAAGGGGAGGAGGCGGCUGGUCGUGUGCUCCACACCCCAUGGGCUUCCCUGCUCUUCUUGCAUUGAGUUUGUCUCCUUGAGGAAAAAGAAAAUUAGUAUGUUGGAAACUAAAUUGAAAAUGUUAUUAUCUACCUAUUGCAUGUCUUCUUGUACCAAAUGGAAUAGGUUUUAGUGACACGUGAUCAUGGAAAAAAUGGCAGGGCUGAUCCACCACAUCCCCAUGACCCCAGUCCAUGUUCCUGACAGAGGUCAUUUUUUUUUCAAAGAUUUAUUUGUUUCUUAUGUAAACAGUGUUCUGCCUCUUUGUCUGCCUACACACCGGAAGAGGGCUCCAGAUCUCAUUACAGAUGGUUGUGAGCUACCAUAUGGUUGCUGGGAAUUGAGCUCAGGACCUCUGGAAGAGCAGCCGGUGCUCUUAACCACCGGGCCAUCUCUCCAGCAGGGCAGAGGUCAUUUUGUCUUGUGUUGUUUAUUCCAUUUUAGUUUGUUUAUUUAUUUAUUUAUUUUGGUUUUUCGAGACAGUGUUUCUCUGUGGUUUUGGAGCCUGUCCUGGAACUAGCUCUUGUAGACCAGGCUGGUCUCAAACUCACAGAGAUCCGCCUGCCUCUGCCUCCCAAGUGCUGGGAUUAAAGGCGUGCGCCACCAACGCCCGGCUUUAGUUUACUUUUUAUUAUGGUAAAUGCCAAAUGAUUAUUUUGUGUAUGUUUUUCAAGAUACCUAAUGGUUUAUAUUUUUUAAAGUUGUGAAAUAAACAUAAUAAUUACAAGUAGUUCAGGUUUUUUGUGUGAUUUUUAGUAACAUGUAAUUAUCCAAACUUGGUUGUCUAAAAUUAGGAUAUGGUUAAUAGAGGAAAAGAGAUAUUGAUUUUUAUAUGAUUUCCCUUUUAACGGACAACCUUAUACGCCAAUUAAUGUUACCUUUCAAAAUCAUUAAGAGAUUCUUCUGUUAUGUUUGAAGUUUGAGUAAAGCAU